Molecule: messenger RNA, 1389 nt
Organism: Aspergillus japonicus CBS 114.51
Lineage: Eukaryota; Fungi; Ascomycota; Eurotiomycetes; Eurotiales; Aspergillaceae
Product: class I SAM-dependent methyltransferase
Exons: 11
Coding region: 213-1211 (332 amino acids)
Molecular function (GO): methyltransferase activity
Source: RefSeq, a predicted model, not a curated record
CGGGGCAUUUCGAUAACGUACCAAGGACUCAGCCGGAGGGUAAUUAACUUCUGGCCACCGCUCAAUCGCUCAAUUGCUCAAUCAUCGAUCCAUCAAUCAACCAGUCUCCAAUUUAGUUCACUAAUUCUCACCUCACCCACUACCACUACCACCACCACCACCACCACUACUACCGUCACAUAUUCCGCACUUUUUCUUUGCUUUCCCUCAACAUGUGCGCCGACAAUGCCCCUCCACCUGAAAACGAUGACAGUAUCAUUGAGCCGGAUGACUUCGACGACAACGACUCCACUUAUCCCGACUCGCUGGACGAUGCCAGCUAUACAUCCAGUCUCGCUUCGAGUGCUAUGAACUAUGCCUAUGAGAACGGUCGCAGAUAUCAUUCCUAUCAUGAGGGUGAAUAUGUUCUACCCAAUGACGAACGAGAGCAAGAUCGCCUCGAUUUGAGUCAUCACAUCUAUAGCAUGCUCCUGAAAGGGGAAUUGUACCGGGCGCCCGUCCAAAACCCCGCUCGCGUCUUGGAUCUCGGCACGGGCACGGGGAUCUGGGCAAUGGACUUUGCGGAUGCGAAUACGGGAUCAGAAGUUAUCGGCAACGACCUCAGUCCUAUCCAACCAGCAUGGGUCCCCCCAAACUGCCGCUUCGAAGUCGACGACUUCGAACAACCCUGGUCGUACAGCAAACCGUUCGACUACAUCCACGGCCGCGAGCUGGAGGGCUGCAUCCGCGACGUCGAUCGGCUGAUGGCGCAGGCGUUCGAGAACCUGCGGCCACGGGGGUACUUCGAGAUCGCGUCGAUGGAGGUCAACACGUACUCGGACGACGGGACGCACCAGCGGGCGACGACGCUGCUGGAGGGGAUCAAGUUCAUGCACGACUCGGCGCGCAAGUACGGCAAGGACAUGCAGACCGUGCACGGGUGGAAGGAGAAGAUGGAGAAGGCGGGGUUCGUGAAUGUGCGGGAGGAGAUUUACAAGCUACCGCAAGGCCCCUGGGCCAAGGACCCCAAGAUGAAGGAUCUGGGCAAGUUCCACCAGGUCAACAUGCUGGAGGCCAUGGGGCCCUACUGCUACGCGCUGUUCACGCGCGUGAUGGGCUGGCAGCAGCCCGAGAUCGAGGUGUUCGUGGCCGGGAUCAAGAACGAGCUGCGCGACCCCAGCAUCCACCUCUACACCAAAGUCCAUAUUGUGUACGGGCAGAGGCCGGAAUGACAUUGGGGUGCGGGUGGGUUGUUGUGUGCGCUGGGCGUGCUGUUGGGAUCAUGGAGUUUUGUGGAUGGUGGCUUCGUGAUGAUGACGUUGAUGACGUUGAUGACGGCGUGUUCCUCGGUCUGAGUUGAUGAUUUAGCGCUGGCUACUUUUAAUGAGAAUGACCACUAUUUUUACUACA